CAGUAGACUGUGAACCAUUGGCGAGGGAGGACGUGGCUCCCGUGCUACUUGUCAGUGACGCGCACGUGGCGAUUUGUCAGCCAUGCACGGCCAAAGGUGACAACCGGCUAGUGGUUUAAUUUUCUGCAAAUUUUUUGUGUUUAUGCAAAAAAAACAGCGUAAUUUAGAAUCGUGUUUAUGUUAACUCGUAAAAAUAAUUAUCGAGCCUUUCGUAUAAUUGAACAAACGGACCAUGAAUAAAUAAAAAAAUUAAUGUAUCUUAUUGGUGCAAUUCUAAUGAGGUACAUAAAUGAUACCUUGUGUUAAAAUUAUCGGAGACAUUACACAGAAUCGAAAUGGACUUCUGCAAACGAUACAAAUUUCUACGUAUAUUACCAAGACCUGCAAAACGGAUCGUUUGGUUCUGGCGCGCCGAAAAUGGCACGAUGUUCCAGGUUCCGGAAAAUGACUCGCAAUCAGCGACCGAGUGUCUCGUUGAACUGAUGAACAUUUUCGUCGCUAUUUUUACAAUACUCGUUGCUGUGAUCGUGAUUUUAAUUUUCAAGUAUAAAUGCAGCGCGAUCAGAAAAUCUUCUAAGUCGCUCUUGCCGCUUCACACAAGCAGAACUUUACUUUGUAUGUUACUACUUUCAAUUCUUCUAUUGGAAGUGUGCGAAUCUAUAUUAACAUCGAUCUCUUUGUCAUCAAUCUUGGCGACGAUCGCUGUACUAUUCUGUUGGAUAUUACAUCGCGAAACCGAGAAGAGGGAUGGUUUUGGUACUGCUGUAUCUGGCGGUGGAUUUACGAUAAUUGGGCUUUCACGAGCAUGGAAGCUUUUACACUUAUGCAGAUUUAAUCUGUCCAUCCAACAUGUUCGUGUUGCAACAACAGGGAUCACUGCUGUUUGUUGCGGAUUGCUCGCUUUCAUCGAUUCUUACACCCUUUAUCGUAUGAUGCAGAAGAGCAGGCGGUAUACCGUUAAAAGGUUCGAUAACACGCGGGGCUCCUAUAUGCACUCCGUCUCGCCGUUCCUCAGCAGAAUCACCUUCCACUGGGUGACUGACCUGCUGUCACGCGGUUAUUACGCAUCACUCGAGCUCCACGACCUUGGACAACUUCCGAAUGAGGAGACGGCGAGGAACCAAUUCGAACGUUUCCGCGAUAUUUACGAAGCCGAAAGGCUACGAAACCGUGGGCAGAAAGUGUCAUUAUGGAAAUGUUUCUGGAAACGAAUAUGGUUGGCUUUCGCAGCUGGUGGCGUCUUAAAAUUGUUAGGUGAUGCUACGACUUUGGUAGGUCCUAUGGCGAUUUCUAAAAUCAUCGAUUAUGCAUCGAAUCUUCAAAACAAUACCAUGAUGAAUGAAAAUUUCUCUUGGAAGGGAGCCAUGACAUUUUCCCAAAUUCUAAAAAAUGGAUAUUUCUUGGGAAUCUUGGUUUUUCUUGCGACCAUUUUGCAAAGUACAAUAAGCCAAGCUUCUACUCAUGUACUCUGCGUUGAAGGAAUACGUUUACGAACAGCUCUUCAGGUAUUAAUUUACGAUAAGGCUCUUCGAUUAUCUUCUUGGAGUAUUUCUGAGGAAGAAAAACCAUCCGACAAAGAAAAAGAUCAACAUUCCCAUCAACAAGCAGUUGAUAUUGGAACAUUGACAAAUCUCAUGUCCGAAGACGUAUAUAACGUAAUGAGUUUCUUCUGGAUCGGUCAUUAUAUCUGGGCCAUUCCAUUAAAAAUUGCUGUUAUCAUUUUCCUUCUAUAUUUAAAAUUGGGUGUCAGUGCUAUUGUGGGAGCAAUUUGCUGCAUAUUGAUCGUCACACCGAUACAACUUCUUCUCGGGAAACGAAUGUCCGAAAAUUCCAAAUCUGUAGCAGAAAAAAGUGAUGCACGACUACGUCUAGUUAAUGAAAGUCUUCAAGGAAUGCGAUUAAUUAAGCUACGUGCCUGGGAAAAUGUUUUUGACGAUCGCAUACGCAAAACUCGGAAUCAGGAAUUAAAACUACUAAACAAGGAUUCUGUGUACUGGGCACUCAUCAACUUUCUGACACACGCCUCCUCCGUUCUGAUGACCCUCUUCACAUUCGGAAUUUAUUUCUGGUUGGAAGAACGAAAUCUUGAUGCGGGAAACUUUUUUGUCAGUCUCGCGCUCUUUUCGCAGCUGACCGUACCGCUCUUCAUCUUUCCGGCGAUAGUGCCGAUUAUUAUCAACGCUUUGACUUCUACAACGAGAUUGGAGGAGUUUCUUUUCCUGCCAGAGAUCAUAAAUAUUCUCCCUGAGCCAAACGAUCGAAAACCGGCCGCAGAUACGUUGUCAAUGACAAAUUCGUAUACCGAUAAUGAUAUGGAAGUUAUUAACAGUGCGACAACUUUCGGGUCGCUCGAUAAUAUCGUGGAGGACGAGGAACAUUCGCAAUCGAAUAUCUUGCGCGAGUUUAGUUUAGCGAUUGAUUCCUCGGUUGAUACGGUAUUCGAAAAAGAUCCGGAAGUCCCAGAAUCUGUCCUCAGAAUUAGAUCGAGUACUUUCGCUUGGGAAUCUGAUGAAAAUAGAUUGACGAUUAACGCUCUCAAUUUUCCGCGAGGACAGUUGACAAUAAUAGUAGGAAAGACCGGAAGUGGAAAGACCUCUUUAUUGUUGGCGCUCUUAGGAGAGAUUCAAAAAAUCAACGGAAGCAUUGAAUGGACCAAGGGUCUAAAGAUCGCUUAUGUAGCGCAACGGCCGUGGCUCCAAAAUGCGACCUUGAGGGAUAAUAUUCUCUUCGGUUCAACGUAUCGGUCACGAAGAUAUCGCAACGUUUUGCGUGCAUGCGCUCUUCAACCGGACGUGGACAUACUUCCCGGUCGGGAUCUAACUAGAAUAGGUGAACGGGGUAUCAAUUUGAGCGGUGGGCAAAAGCAGAGAGUCACUAUAGCUCGAGCAUUUUACAGUGACGCCGAUGUCAUCCUCCUGGAUGAUCCAUUAUCGGCGUUAGAUCAACAUGUUGGUAGGCAUAUCUUUGAUCAUGGCGUCAGAAAACUUAUGUUGAGGAGCGGUCGAACUGUGAUUAUGGUCACUCACAGAUUAGAUCUGUUAUUGGCUGCUCAUCAGAUAAUUGUCAUGGACAGCUGUCGGGUGCGUGCUGUCGGAACAAAAUCCGGUAUCGAAGAUAUGGAUCCUGAAUUGGCGGCCGAAUGGCGAAUCGCGGAUUCAAGACGGGAGAAUGAAAAUCGUUUUCAGAAAACGGCCAAAGAUAGAUGGUCCUUGAUUAGACUAGUCUCUAGAAUUGGAAUCGGCAUAACAAAAAGGCACGCCAGCGACGGAUCGUGGAUCAUUGACCGCGAUAUUCAUGUGAAUCCGCCAACGUUUGUACCUUUAAGAUUGCGCCGAACGACUUUAUCUGGAUCGAGAUACUUGAGUCAUGAUCUCACGGAUCUUCCGGUACCAACUGAAGAAUGGAACACCGCUAGGAAACGAUCGAAAACGUGUCGCGAUAGCAUCAGGUCGACGAGUUUUCAAACGCAAAAUCGACGGCCACUACCGGUUCUUCGACAAAACAGCACACCGAUGAUUCUCGAUAAUCGAGAACACAUAACGCUGAGGACAAGAAAUAACACUUAUGACAACGGACAACCCAACAAUAUGCUAAAACAAUUCUUCUCCACAAGAUAUCCGGAAGAAAUGACGAUUAACAGGGACAAAAGUAUCUUGCGUCGACUGAUAUUAAAUUCUGACAAGAUAAAUCAACAGGAACAUCUUCCAGCAAAUCGAUUGUUAUCAAUAGAAUCACGAAUUAAUGACGAUAUGGAUGACAUGGAAGAAACUAUGGAUAGUGAAAAUGUAAACGAACCAAAUGAAUUUGAGAUUGACGAUAAAAAUGGAAUAGUAACUCGAAUGACUUGGAUGGAGUAUCCAAAGACCGGUGGAUGGAUGCCGGGACUUAUUUACGUCAUAGCGGCAUUAGGUUAUCAAUUUCUUCGUGUGUAUACUGAUCUCUGGUUGAGUCGAUGGACGGAUCAAAGCGUUUAUUCGUCGAUAAAUGAACGUCAGAAUACGGUAUCUUAUUUCAAGGUGUACAUCAUUAUAUCCGUGGGCGCUAUCCUUUUAUCAUUUUUGUACAAUGUGGCAGGUCAGUGGACAGGUGCCAGAGCUAGAUGCAAAUUACACCAAGAAGCCAUCGCUGGACUUCUUAGCGCACCUAUCUCAUUCUUCGACUAUAAUCCCAUCGGGAAGAUCUUGAAUAGAUUUAGUGCCGAUAUGGGUGUCAUAGACAAGAAAAUAUCCACAUCAAUCCAGAGAUUAACAUCCUUUGUAUUACUUUGUGGCUCGGCGAUGAUUGUUAAUGUUAUUAUUUCACCGUGGUUCUUGAUCGCUGCUGUACCAACCAGCUGCGCUUAUUACGUAUUGCAAAGAUUCUACAGGCGGAGCGCCAGACAAUUGCAACGACUAGACGGAAGCACGAGGGGACCGGUAGCAGCGCAUUUCUCAGAAACUUUGUCCGGGCUUCCGACACUGAGGGCAUUCAAGCAAGAAAGCCGUUUCAUGAAGGAAACAAUGAGACGCCUCGAUAUAAACACUAAUGCGUUUCUCAUUUUAAAUACUAGCAGCAGAUGGCUCGGCAUCGCAUUGGAUUAUCUAGGCGCUAUUAUUGUGAUAACAGCCAUUUUUGCGGCCUUACUUUCUGCGCAAUUAUACCCAAACCGCGUAACACCCGCUCUAGUAGGUCUAGCAAUCAAUUAUACUCUCUUAGUUCCGAUAUACUUGAACUGGGUAGUCAAGUUCACUGCAGAAAUCGAAAUGUAUAUGGGAAGUGUAGUUCGAAUUUCCACCUAUAGAAACGUGCAACCAGAAAAGUAUCACGAAAACGAUUUACAAGUGGCCGAUGAUUGGCCUAGUAAGGGCGAGAUCAUUUUCGAAAACGUCUCUUUGCGCUACGAUGUAGACAGAAAUCCAGUGAUCAUAGAUUUAUUUUUGAAAAUACCAGCUGGGCAAAAGUUGGGUAUUUGUGGGAGAACCGGUAGCGGAAAAUCAUCUACCAUGAUGGCUCUUUUCCAGUUAAUCGAAAUCUGUCAAGGACGCAUUUUAUUAGACGGGAUUGACAUCCGGCAAGUGCCUCUUCAAAUAUUACGAUCGCGGUUAUCAGCCAUACCGCAAGAUGCAAUAAUGUUUAGCGGCACAAUUAGAGAAAAUUUAGAUCCGCUUUCGGAACAUGAAGACCAAGAAAUUUGGCAUGCCUUGGAACUAUCUCAAGUCAAAGAUGUUGUAGCUUCGCAUCCGGAAGGACUGAAUCUCGAAGUACGAGAAGGCGGUGAAAAUUUUUCAUCCGGUCAGUUACAACUUCUUUGCAUGGCACGUACGAUUCUUCAGCGAUCAAAUAUUGUUAUACUCGACGAAGCAACCAGCGCGCUCGAUGUAGCUACCGAAAAAUCGCUUCUAAAAGCGGCUGCUGUCGCCUUUGAGAACAAAACUGUGAUCAUUAUCGCGCAUCGAGCAGCGACAUUAUUAGGUUGUGAUCGUAUUGUUGUUCUUGAUGAAGGCAAAAUCAUCGAGGAAGGCUCACCAACAGAUUUAAUGCAGCUACAAAACGGAAUCUUUUCGGCAAUGAUCAAAACAAUUGACCAAAGUGACGAACAACGAUGAUUGCGAAAAGAAACAAAAAUCACUUGUCAAUUAACUGCACUGAUCACAAUAUUGAUUAAGCUAAAGAUUUAAAAAGAACUGCAUUAGAGGAAUAUAUAACAUUUUUUUUGCUACCUUGUAGGAAAUACAU
Molecule: messenger RNA, 5715 nt
Organism: Camponotus floridanus (Florida carpenter ant)
Lineage: Eukaryota; Metazoa; Arthropoda; Insecta; Hymenoptera; Formicidae
Gene: Sur
Product: ATP-binding cassette sub-family C member Sur
Exons: 31
Coding region: 336-5585 (1749 amino acids)
Biological process (GO): transmembrane transport
Cellular component (GO): membrane
Molecular function (GO): ATP hydrolysis activity; ABC-type transporter activity; ATP binding
Source: RefSeq, a predicted model, not a curated record